Molecule: messenger RNA, 1177 nt
Organism: Olea europaea var. sylvestris
Lineage: Eukaryota; Viridiplantae; Streptophyta; Magnoliopsida; Lamiales; Oleaceae
Product: VQ motif-containing protein 4-like
Exons: 1
Coding region: 292-1029 (245 amino acids)
Source: RefSeq, a predicted model, not a curated record
CCUGGUGUGAAAUUCCAAGCACCACCAAUAGCCUGGUUCCAGUUGGACAAUUAGACUAAUAAACCUCCACUCUCAACUUAUGUCGCGUGUCGCCACGUAUCUUUGAAUCCAAUAUAUUUUCUAAGGAGUGAAGUUCACGCACCUGAGAUUUAAUCUACAAAUAGACUCAAAGUAAGCAAUUUUUGCCAAACCAAAGAAAGUCUGAUGCAAAAAUGAAAAACUUUCAUUUCAUUUAUUUCUAACCGUAAUUCUCCUUCAACUCUUCACCUCCUUUACCUCUCAGUCUGAGGAAUGGAGAAUUCUUCAAAACUCCAAGAAAACCAAAGCCCAUCAUCUCUUGUCCCAUCCCCAAAUACUCGUAGUUCCAACAGUUCUAGCAGUAGUGGCCUCCACCACCACAACCACCUAUCACCUCCGGCGUCACAGCCGUCUCCAUCACCUUGCGUACCCAUAACCAGAUCCGAACCAAACAGCCCACAUCCAACAACUUUUGUCCAGGCGGACACAUCCUCUUUCAAGCAAGUGGUUCAAAUGCUCACAGGAUCCACCGAGACGGUCCGCCACGCCUCCCGACCGGACCCGGCGAAGAACCCGAUUCCUCCUAUGAAGACUGGGAUGAAGAAGGAUAAGUCAACCUCCAAGCUGUACGAACGAAGAAACAGUCUCAAGGACUUUAAGAUCAGCCCUCUUGGACCUGGACUGAUGAACACGAGACCCAGAUUCUUGUCUGGGUAUUCGGGUUCUCCCCGAAUGGGAACUGCAGAAGUUCUAUCUCCCAGUAUUCUUGAUUUCCCAUCUCUGGUGCUCAGUCCUGUUACACCUCUGAUACCCGACCCGUUCAAUCGGUCACCGAACGAUGGAGCUAGCAAUUUGAACACGGCAGCAGAGGAGAAGGCAAUUAAAGAAAAGGGAUUUUACUUGCACCCAUCGCCGGCGAACACUCCGAGGGAUACGGAGCCCCGGCUUUUACCUUUAUUUCCGGUCACCUCACCGAGAGCAGCAGAUUCUUCUAAUGGUGCAGAUUCUUGAGUGAGUUCCCCUUUCCCUUUCCCUUUUGUAGUUUUGCUUCAAUUAAUGUACCAUUCUAUAUGUGAAACCACACAGACGGGAUUUGGAAUUGAUGAGGCAACUAUUUAUGAACGCUCUAAUUAAACUCAACAAUUUGAAAAAAAAAAAA